This is a messenger RNA of Rhinocladiella mackenziei CBS 650.93, 1929 nucleotides long. RefSeq lists its product as uncharacterized. NCBI's taxonomy places the organism in Eukaryota, Fungi, Ascomycota, Eurotiomycetes, Chaetothyriales, Herpotrichiellaceae. Bases 1 to 1929 code for a protein of 642 amino acids. The transcript has a single exon. The record is from RefSeq and is a predicted model, not a curated record.
AUGUCGAGCCCGGGAUUUGGAUUUCAUCCUGACGAUGAUUCUUCAGUGCCUUUAUCUCAGAGAGCCGCAGAUGGAAAAUUUCAGCCGUUGAUUGGAACUGCCACGGAGAACACGUACAACCAACAAGGGGAGAGACAAGCACGGCUUUCAAAAGAGGCCCUGCUCUACUAUUUAGCAGCAGCACUCACCGUCGCCAUACCCAUAAUCGCCCUUGUGAUCUGGCUUGGAUUAAAUGCGGAUAAAUACACCGCUCGCGGAUGGUCAUCGAUUCACGGCGCCGCGAUCGGUGGCCGUUUGACUCAAGCGGAGGCCAAAGCCAUUGACUUCUUCAGCAGUGCCUUUAUUGCACCGCUAAUCCUGGCGGCUUUCAACUAUAUCUGGUUCUCUUGUGCACGUGUUGCGGCGGUGAACGAAUUUCGGGCCCGAAAAGAUGGUGUGCCGCUGGCGUCGCUGGUGGAAGCGAGCAGCACCACCGGUGGAUCCUAUGACAUCCUCAAACUGAGGGUUUUCUUAUCUGCGAGAACGAGAAGACUGAUGUGUCUUGGAUUCCUGGUAUUUUUCUCAGGCCUUGCGAAGUCGGCCCUGGGAAAUGUCAUUGCAUACGAGGCUUUCACCGAGACGGCGGCAGGUCAAAGUCCACCUCUCAGAUUGUUGAGCGACAGCGUGAUCGCGGCGUCCACUCCCUUUGCUUCAUCCACUUUCUCGGGCACGUACGACUACAGCGUACAACAACAAGCAACCUUUGCGAACGAGUUUACUGGAAUGAUGACCGGGGUCAGUCUGCAAAAUGCUAGAUCCAAACUGGACAACCAAACUUAUGUUAUGGUGAAUGCCACCGCCGCCUCAUUGAACUCUCUCCCUCAGUCUGUCCUCGAGCUUCAAGAUGUUCCUGGCCGGCGAUGGUCGGUCGAAUGCUCCAACUGGCGUCCUGAUAUAUUCAGUGUGUCCCAAACGGGCGUGAGGACGGUCACGAUGAGCAUGACACGGGGCCAGAACGAUCUUAUGACAGGCAUGUAUCCCGGAGAUAUUGGGACACUUCAAGAUGCCUACAAUAAUGUAUAUCCAUUUAUGGCGUUCAACUUUACUGGAUCGGCCGCAUAUCUGGGAUAUCUGACAAGCUUCAAUCUCAGUGAUGACCGCUAUGACUCUCCGUACGGGACGAUUACCCCGCUCGCUGUGAACAUGACGGCCUUCGGCUUCAACGGGACCAAACAAAUCAUGUCUGUCUGGGGUAUCUAUUGCUGGAUCCAUCAACAGAACGGCUCGCUACAUUUGUCUAGAGCUCCAGACGGUUCGUGGUCGGUAAACUCAUCCCAGUGGAUAGACAAGAAGUCUCAGGUCCAGUCUUUGCGACUCCAGCAAUUGCAACUCAGUCUCAACUACAAUGCUCCCGAUGUGACCAUUCCUGGACUGGGACCAGCACUGGCCGGAUCCGCGACGGAAGCCGCCACCGACUCGACCGGGACUGACUCGCCUGAUUACAAAACGCUGGCCCUCAAUUUUCUCUAUGCCAGUGGUGAAGCGGAAAGAAUAGCCUACGAAGUUGCUGCCACGAAUUCCUCACGCAGUCAACCUGACUUUUUCUACAAUGUAACCACGGUGGAAGAUGUCUUGCAUUAUCGGAUGACCUAUGUGCCACUGAUCUUGUGGAUUGGGUUAGCGUCUUUGUUGGUGGCAGCAAUUAUUACUGGCGGAAUGGUUCUUUAUACCUGGACAAGCUUCAGCGGCCGAAUUUUCCGUCAAGUGGAUGUUUCAAGGCUUCUUGUUGAUUGCAUGGCCGCCUUGAAAGAUCGGGAUCAGUAUGAGACUGCUCGAUCAGGUUCGAAUGAUGAAAUAGAGGACUGGACACGGAGUUAUCGGGUAAGAUACUCAGAGAGCUAUGGAGAGGGAGAUCCCAAGGUGAUUUUGCAGCAUGUAGAGCUUAUCUGA